Molecule: messenger RNA, 2238 nt
Organism: Mytilus trossulus (common blue mussel)
Lineage: Eukaryota; Metazoa; Mollusca; Bivalvia; Mytilida; Mytilidae
Product: heat shock 70 kDa protein 12A-like
Exons: 6
Coding region: 77-1972 (631 amino acids)
Source: RefSeq, a predicted model, not a curated record
UAAACAUUAAAAAGGUUUGUUUAAUUCUCAUGUAAAAUGUAGUAGAAAUUAACAACAACAUAGUCAGGAUUGAAGAAUGGAGCCAUUUGAAAAUUCGUCGUCAGUACCCAGAUACAGAAAAGAGUUUUCCACCAUGCCGAGUGACAAGCUUCUCAAACACGAUAAAGAUAUCGUAGCGGCCAUUGAUUUUGGGACAACAUACUCAGGUUAUGCCUAUUGUAAACGUGCUGACUACACUGCGAAUCCUGUUAACCCAUCAAUAAAAUGUAAUACGUGGAUUGGAGGAGAAAAUUUGACUUCUAAAGCACCGACAUGUGUACUGUUUAAUACAGACCUGAAAUUUCAUAGCUUUGGUCAUGAGGCUAUUAAGAAUUACUACGUAAAUCCUGACAAAUUGAAAUUGAAGGAAUAUUACUACUUCGAAUAUUUUAAGAUGAUGCUGUAUGAACAAGAGGACAUAACCACAGAAAUGUUCUUAGAGGAAACGAUUAAAGAAGACGAUGUUAAAAAGAGAAAAAAGAUGAAAGCAGUUGAUGUUUUUGGGGCUGUAAUAGGCUACUUUCGAGAUCAGUUAUUAUGCACUCUUAAAAAAACAGGUGAAGUUAAAGACAAGUUUACAGAAAAAGAUGUCAUGUGGGUGAUUACUGUUCCUGCAAUCUGGGAUUUGAAAGCAAAGCAGUUUAUGAGAGUAUGUGCUAAAAAGGGAAAAAUAGAUCACGACCAGCUCAUCUUAGCGCUUGAACCAGAAGCAGCUUCUAUUCACUGUCGAAGGGUACCAGUUGGUGUUCAAACAGAAGGUGAUGGGAGGAAAAUUAUUGCAGCAAUGGCACCAGGAGCACAAUUCAUUGUGCUUGACCAAGGAGGUGGAACAACUGAUAUUGCUGUACAUGAAGUUACAGGGGUUGAUACGCUAAAAGAGGUCCACCAGGCUUGUGGGGGACACUGGGGAGGAAUAACAGUUAACAAACAGUUUUAUAAUUUUCUGGAAGAGAUAUUUGGCAAGGAUGUUAUAGAUAGAAUCAAAGAAAUUAAUCCGUCGGCAUUUUAUUCACUACUUCGUAACUUUGAAGACAAAAAGACAUCAUUCAAAAAAGAAGAUGAGGGCGAACCGGAAGGGAAAGUAACACUUAGAUUACCUAUUGAAUGGACAGAUACUUUCAAGGCCAUUAGAUCACUUCCUUUUGCUAAAGCUGUAGAAAAAACAAAUUUCAAAGAUCGGGUAAUAGUGAACAAAGAUAAAUUUCGAAUAAAAAACAAUUUGUUUAGAACAUUCUACAAUUAUUCUCUUGAAAAUGUUAUACGAGAACUAGAGAGAUUGCUAGCAAAAAAAGAAUUAAAGUGCGUCAAAACCUUGUUGGUUGUUGGUGGACAUUCAGCUUCAACGGUGCUAACCGAAGCGCUCAAAGCAAAAUUCCCGAAUAUUGGAAUGGUGAUUCCAAAAGAUCCGGGAUUGGCGGUAUUAAAAGGUGCUGUUAUGUUCGGGUUUGAUCCUGGCACGAUAACAAGUCGUGUUGCAAGAUUUACAUAUGGUAUUGGAACAACACGUGCGUUUGAGAAAGGAGAUCCAGAAUCAAAGAAAAUUAUUGUAGACGGAGUUGAAAAGUGCAAAGAUGUUUUUGAUAAACAUAUAGAAAUCGGCCAAAUUCUGGAGGUUGGAGAGGACAAAUAUCUCGAAGAACAUAACUAUGUUCCUCUGUAUAAAGAUCAGACCAGCGUAGAUUUUAUUUUUUAUGAUACUUUAAACAAAUCACCAAAGUAUGUCACAGAUGACGGCUGUCGCCGGAUUGGGUCAUUGCACUUUAAACUGACAGAUGGUAUGACAGGAAAGCGAACCAUGGCUUUGAAAAUCAAUAACAGUGGUACAGAACUUGUAUCCCUUAUAACUGAAAUAGGAACAACAAAACUAAGUAAAGGUUAUUUCCGACUACCCUCUGAUUCUAAUUUAAGUAAACAAAUCAGCCAACCACGGUAGAACUAUCACGUGUACAAAUCAUAAUGAUAUUUAUAGUUUUAAAGUACUAUAUGCACAAUAAACUUACAUAUUUGUAAAGUUUGUAUAAUAGCGUUUAUUUUCUGUAAAAACAUUGCAAAAUUGAAUACAAAAAGAACAAACUGUUACUCGCAAUCACUCUCAUUCGAGUCAACAAAAUCUGCCUACCCCUGAUGAACUUUUAUUUCUGUUUUUUUCUAUACUUAAAUUAUUUUAAUAUGUUGGUUGGUUUUUGUCUGUGUUACAAU